Molecule: messenger RNA, 684 nt
Organism: Cladocopium goreaui
Lineage: Eukaryota; Dinophyceae; Suessiales; Symbiodiniaceae
Source: the annotation of a GenBank genome assembly
AUGGCGGAUGGUGCACACGCAGAGACGGAGCCCGAAGGGAUUGAAGAAGCGAAGGAAGAGCAAGAUGUUGGCAGCUUGCCGCUGGUGAUUGAGACGGUCACCAGGGUGCAGUUGGGUGCUCGGCGGCCUUGGUUCCCUCAGUGUCAGGAAGUGGACGGCCGAACCUUCGUGACCCUCACGAAGAAUGACCCAGGCCUUUGCUUCCUCGUGACAGGAAAGGGUCAAAACCGACACCAGAAAAGAGACCCUCACAGCCUCAACGUCCAGUGGUGGGACGAUGCAAGACGCAUGCGGCAAGCCGCAUGUAGUGCUUUGGUGAAGAAGCACAUGCUCAGUGCAUUGCAGGAAGGGGAAGCUCCCCCACGAAUUCGCCACCCGCGCGAAGAUGAUAAGUGGGUGAUAUCGCGUUUGGUGGUCGUGGACUUCCCGGAGGUGGAGGCCUUUGGCAUGGCAGCCCGAGAGAUGACCAUGUUAUGGUCCAUCAGAAGCCGUGACCUGGACGUGCACGAGCUGGAGGAAGGCAAUCUGCGGUACAUCAUCGCAGCGUUGUCAGCUUCGGAUGCUGUAGUGAAAGCGGAGGUGGCUGCAGAACCAAAGGAGAUGGCAUCUCCGAGACGAAAAAGGCGAAGGCUGAAGAAGCGCCCGAGCGCAGAAGAGGGUGGCGAGAAAGCCGAGGAGGGCUGA